Molecule: messenger RNA, 5798 nt
Organism: Poecilia latipinna (sailfin molly)
Lineage: Eukaryota; Metazoa; Chordata; Actinopteri; Cyprinodontiformes; Poeciliidae
Exons: 18
Coding region: 730-3381 (883 amino acids)
Biological process (GO): auditory receptor cell stereocilium organization; sensory perception of sound
Cellular component (GO): stereocilium tip; cilium; plasma membrane
Molecular function (GO): protein binding
Source: RefSeq, a predicted model, not a curated record
UGCAAAAAUGGUCUGGGCUUUUCUUGUAACGCUAUCAGGAAUUUAUCUAUGACUAAAGUGUGGCUGCAAAGCCUUUUAACUUUUUUUUUUUUUUUUUUCCCCUCCCCAAAGCUACUCAAGCAAGUGCAACUAAGUCUUCACUCCGGUUCUUUUUCUGGCUUGUUUAAGCCUCACUAUUAUAAAUAAGUUGUAUUAAAUGUGCGGGAUGGGGCUUAACUUUUGCACAUUAAUAUUUUUGGGGAAAAAAGGGUAUAAUUUCAAUGUGAUGCAGGCAAACUUGUAAGGAAGUGUCAGUCGCCACGCCAAUCAGACACCUUUGUUCGCUAACGAUCCAGCCAGUGACGGUCACUUCACUUCGAUGUGGCGUUUCGUGAAUUCGAGGUGAAUAACGCGUAUCGCACAAACUGGUGUGCAAGCUGUUUGCGAUAGUUGUUUUUUUUUUUUUUUUUCCCUCAACCGCUGUGGGAUGAUUUAACGGACGUUUUUAUUCGUGCUCAUCAAGUUGGAUUAAUGCAGAACGGGAGGGACUUUUCCUGUGUCGGUUUCGUUCUGGACCUGAAACGCAUAUUUGACAGGUGAGGGAGAUGCAACAUGGAGCGGAAUGGACCGAAGUGUGACUCCAGGGGGACAAAGAGUCAAAUAUGUCAGAGAACAACCUACUUGAACUCGUUCACCUGGAGGUGACUGGCUGGGGGAGUGCGUGUGUGAAAGGAGAACCAUCCAGCCCCCAUGGCUUCCUCGACAGAUCCGUCCCGCAGGGAAAAGGGUCCAGCGACACAAGGUUCGCACACGGCAACACGCAACCUCUUACGAAAGAAGGAACAGCGUCGCCGUGGAAUCCGAUCCUCCUCGCCCAUGGGUCGGGUCAUCCUCAUCAACUCUCCUGUAGAUGGUGGAGAUGACAGUGAAGACCUCCACACAGUCACAGUGGAUAAGAGUGUGGACGGGAAGCUCGGCUUCAGCGUGCGUGGCGGCUCGGAGCACGGCCUCAGCAUUUUCGUCAGUAAGGUGGAGGACGACAGCACGGCGCAGGAGGCAGGCCUGCAGGUCGGAGAUAAGCUGGUGGAGGUGAAUGGCGUCAGCCUGGAGAGCAUUACCAUGAGCAGCGCCGUGAAGGUGCUGACGGGCAACAACAGGCUAAGGAUGGUGGUGAGGCGAGUCGGGAAAGUUCCCGGCAUCCGCUACUCGAAGGAGAAGACAACCUGGGUGGACCUGGUCCAUAGGCGGAUGGUGGUGGAGGAGAGCGGGCAGACCCCUUCAGAAGCCAGUUCUGACAGCGCUCUGCAGAGGAUCGUCCACCUUUACACCACCUCUGACGACUACUGUCUCGGCUUUAACAUACGAGGGGGGAAGGAGUUUGGUCUUGGCAUCUACGUCUCAAAACUGGAUCCAGGCGGUUUGGCUGAGCAGAACGGGAUUAAGAUUGGAGACCAGAUUCUGGCUGCCAAUGGAGUGAGCUUUCAGGACAUCAGCCACAGCAAUGCUGUGGAGGUGCUGAAGAGCCACACACACAUCAUGCUCACUAUUAAGGAAGCAGGGAGGUACCCUGCUUAUAAAGAAAUGGUAGCAGAAUACAGGUGGUUGAAUAACUUGGCCAAUGGUACUCAGCCAUCUUCCUCCCAGGCUUCAGACUCCAACUCUUCAGCCUCCUCUCUGUCGUCUGGGACCCCGGUCAGCUCCCUGAGCGGCCUGUCGCAAGUCAUGUUUCCGCCCAGCCUGCCGUUCGGUUCAGACAUGGUGGACGUUUGCAUCUCCACAGAGGACUUGAGGUUCAAGUCUGAACUAACAGAUUCCGCCAUCCAGACAGACUUUUCCUCUCAGAGAAUGGAAACGGACACCACCCGCAGCCUGGGACCAACCACGCUGCUCAAAGACACGGCGAUCCGUGGAGAGGAGAGCAGGAGGUGGAAGGAAUCUCCCAAAACAGCCGUGCUGCUGGCGCUAAGCAGACCAAGUCGACCAAUCAGCAGGUCGCAGAGCCAGGUCACUGUAGCAGAGAUCAAUCAGAAGAAAGACAAGAAGAAGCAGAAAGAGAAGCAAGCAGAGGAGAAAAGCACUCUGCAGCGCUCAAAGACCUUUGUUAGCCUGCUGUUCAAAGGAGGGCGCAAGAGAGACGCCUCCGGUGGGCGCUCCAAAUCACCAUUCAGAGAAAGCAAAGAGGGACGAAAUGUCAGUGUGACGCCAAACUCAGAGAUGCUUGGCGUGGUGGAGGACAUGGCCCGAAGGCUGCUGACGGAGGAGGAGGUGUCUGCUGUGAUGACGGCAUGCCAAAUGUAUACAACAGAGAGGUCAGUGGAGAACUUGAUACGCCACCUGCUGGUUGUGCUGGACCGACCUGAAAAGCUUCUGCUUCUGAGGGAAGUCAGGCUUGUGCUUCCACCAUCCGAUCUGAGUGUUUUCAACAACAUGGUGACCGCUGUUGAAGCUGAAGCCUACGAUCUCCUCAAAUAUCGGUCAGUCCGAACUCCUCCUCUCCGCUCCCCCAUUUCUGGUCGAGCCCCCAAACGGCGCCUCAUCACACCCAUCCCAGAUUAUAGGGGUGGCUUUGAGCUCCACAGUGCUGAGGAGGUGGAAAAAGAGAGCCACCUGCUGGAGGAGCUGGAGAAGCUCAGCCUGACUGGCUCUCAGGGAUCCAGGGGGAGAACGAAGACCUCGAGUUCUUUCUCAGCUCUUCUGGACAUACCUGUGGAUGGAUAUAAGCCAGAGUCCAGAAGCAUCAGAUCCCGCUCUGCUGGUCCCUUGCUCCCCAACUGGCUGCUCGCCCACAGCAGUGACUCCCCGCCUCCUCUACGUACAGACAUUGGCACCGUUCGCUCCGUCCACUUUGACGAGGCUUCUCUGCGCUCACCUUCAGAGAAGGUGGAGACAAACUCUGAGAGGGGAAGGACUUUCUUCAGGAACAGCCACUCUCAGGGCAGGAGGGAGAGAAGUGCCGAGAGGAGUAAGAACGUUGCGUUCACCGUGCAGAGUGCGAACCGCAGGAGUCGACCCUUGCUGUCGCAGGUGUUCGGUACGAGUCAGGAGCGACAGAUGAACUGUCAUCGGACUUCUUCGGAGAACAGGCUCAACUGUACCGAGCCCGAACAGGAGCAUCGACUGAAGACGGUCAGCAUCUCCAAGACCAAACAGUCUCUGGGCAUCAGCAUUUCCGGUGGGAUCGAGUCAAAGGUUCAGCCAACCGUGAAGAUCGAGAAGAUCUUUCCUGGAGGAGCCGCCUCCAUGUGCGAGGUGCUUAAGGCUGGAUUGGAGUUGGUGUCUGUGGAUGGAGUUUCCCUCCAAGAAGUGACCCACCAGCAUGCCGUUGACGUCAUCCGCAAAGCCUUCAGCAACAAGGCCAAAGACCCCAUGGUGUUUGUGGUCAAAGUUCCCAAAACCUUCUAAAAAAAAAAAGACAAGUUUGAGCUCAAUUUGUGAGAAUUAUAGAAACGGUGACUGUAGGGACAGGGGUCAGGUAUGUCAUUUCACCAUUAAUUUCAAAGAGAGCGACAUGCUGCAUCACCUUGAUGAUCAUAGGAGUUAAGGAUUAUGAAAAAAACAUUGUAAAAAAGUUUUGUUCUGCUUUUGCAGCUGGAUUCAUCCAUUCAAAGAGACAUUUUGAAAAACAAGUGCUCCAUUUGUUUUUUGCAACCGCUCUGAAGAAUACAUUUGUACAGUAAAGUAAUUUGAGUGCCUUUUAAACUUUUAUGACAGUCUAUGCCUUUUUCAACCUGCAGAGGGCAGACAUGAGCCAUUUAAACAAAAUCAAGUGUUACAGAAAAACUUCAAAUGUCAACCAAAGUAGAUCCUACACAACCAGGCCGGAGAUGGUUUCAGCUAAAUACUGACCCUGUCAAAACUUUAAAACAUGCAGAAUCUGAAUAAUAAAAAAAUAAAUAAAUAAAACAUGAAACUUGAUUUUAAAUCAUAUUUUAAUUAAAACCAUAUUGGUUUUGUUCAAGAAAUGUACAGCAUGAAAAUAUACAUUUAAUGUCUUCAUACAAAUAUUGAAGGUUAUAAAAUUUAUAGUGAGGAAACGAACAAAAAUUCACACGAACGGUUAAACCAAGCUUUGUAUCUGUUUGAGGAAAAUAGACAUGUUGGACAUUGCUUUGGUCUAUUCACAGUGGUUAUGUUUUUUUAUUUAUGGGGACAGGCAGACGCCUGUGGGAGCAAAAAGACGAUAUAUAAACCCUAUUUGCGAAAGAUCUGAUAAAACAAAAACAUUUGGACUUCUGGUUUAGUGGAACUAAAACGUUAAAGAUCAGUGGAGGAAGCGAGUAGUCCAAAUACAUUCGUCAGUGCAAGAACUCUCCGUUUCAGGGACGUAAACAACAAAUCUAAUAACAUCCCAGAAAAAUAGAGGAAACGACAACUUUUUCCUGGUUAGAAGCCGAUGCUGUCUCUAAUGUGGCUUAGUGCUGAAACAUGCUUCUCUUUACUCUUGCUAGAGAACAAUGAGCCCUUCGCGUCACCAAGCAGAAGGUUUACUGAACUCUGCUUACAUUUUAUCCCGUGCUUUGCCGAAGACUUCACACCUCUUCAACUUUUUCCACAUUGUCAUGUUUCAACCACAAACUUUCAUCUAUUUUAUGAGGGUUUUUUUGGUGACAGAUGAGCACAAUGUUGCGCAUAAGUGGAAGGCAUAUGACGCAUGUUUUUAAACAAUUAUUUACGGACAGCUUUACUCUGAUACCCCUAAAAAUAAUCUAGCGCAACGAAUUGCCUUCAGACAUCGCCUUCGUUGACGAAUGCUGUUCAAUUCGUCAUCCACACAAAAUCCCAAUAAAGUCCAAUGACGUUUGUGGCGAUGACAUGGCAAAAUAUGGAGGAGUGAACACUUCUGCAAAGCACUGCAUCUAAUGGUGUAUGAUGACCACUGUAAUUUCUGCCCGACUCUUUAUCUUAACUGACAUCCAUUCAUAUUUUCUCAUCAGGAAGCAGUUCAGCUUAGCUUGCAUACUGGCUUUAAAGAUCAAAACAAGCCUGAACAGAUUAAACUCACGUUGGCAGCUGCAUAUCUCGAGGCCACAACGAUAAAUAGGGAGAUCAAACGGGAACAUGCAUUGAAACUUGCUGCCAGGCUCGUAUACCGUAAAGCAAGUGGUGUUAUUUAGAACAGUGUAAUUUAUGCUGCGAAAAAGCCAAAAGAACUUUUGACCAUUACUCAGAGGUAACUGGGUAAUCUAUGGGUGAGAUUAUUUUUAAGUUGGUAUGUAAAGGUGGAAAAGGGAAACCGGUGCGUCUUUAAUGGAAGGUGUCAAUGUUACUUACUGUAGGUUUUGUUUCAUAAUAUAGUUCAGAACCUCAAUGCUAAUUUGUUGCUACAGGGAUAGUACAGACUCUUUCAGCGGAUUUAUGGCUGUCCGCGAAUGUAGUUUAGGUAAAAACAAAAAUGAUCUGAACUCUGCCACCAUCCAGUUUCUCAAAGACGUUAACACCUAAAUCUUACCAUGACACAAUGAAUCUGUGGUUGACACGUCAACCGUAUCAGUGAAACUGUGGACAGAGUGGGAGUGCAACGAUAAACCCAGCAGGGAUACUGCGGUCAGAACCAGGACAGGAGGAGGAGGAUGGUGGCGAACGUUGACCGAAGUUACUCACAAACUCCUAAAGGUGCGAAAUAUCACCAGGACUCGGCCGUCUCAUCAGUGCAGUGGCAGCCUCUAAUGUAGGAGGAGCAGAGAGCCGAUGUGGUUAAUGACAUUUAAAGGUCGACAACUCUCAAGUGCGACAGUCGUCACAGCUGUUAGUCACAUAAAGAACACAAGAUAUUGCUUCAGGGGAAGGGAGGUGGGGCGUUAAAUGUAGUGCAAAUAAAA